Messenger RNA from Tauraco erythrolophus (red-crested turaco), 1486 nucleotides. The record is from RefSeq and is a predicted model, not a curated record. Lineage: Eukaryota; Metazoa; Chordata; Aves; Musophagiformes; Musophagidae.
CGGAGCUGAGUCCCUCUCUUCAGAUGAAAAAGAGGUGGCGGCCGGCGGUGCCGAGGGAGAGGGCUCGGCCGAGGAGCACCCAGUGGAGGACAGUUCCGAAAACAGCUCCAGCAGUAGCUCGGAAGAUGAGUCAGAUGCGGAAGAGUCGGCUGGAAGAAGAUCGGAUGAAGAGCCAGAGGAGAAGGAAUUGCUGCCGCUCUGCGAUGAAUCAGGUAGAGUGAACGGUCUGCCCCUCUGUGAGCACUGCAGAAAUGAAAAUGACCAUAAGGAACUAGUGACCCCAAGGAGACUUUCUGGAGGACAACACGUGGUGCAACUGGACGCCGAGGGGACUUACCAGUGCAGCUUUACGGGCUUGAUUUUUGAAGUAACAAGGGCUGUCAAAAUCACGUAUUCCCUCUUAUCCUGGAGCAAAUACGCCAACCUCGUGGAAAAGCCAUGGAUCGUGGGCGGCCCCCUCUUCGACGUGCGCUGUGACUCGACCUCCGCUCUCACCUCCAUCCAGUUUCCCCAUUCCCUCUGCCUCGGUGAUCAUGACACCGGCAUGGCCUUCAAGGUCCUGCACAUCAAAGGCGAGGGUGCAGCCAUCGAGCCCUCCGCCGACUACUCGGCCUCGCACGUGAAGUGGCUGGGGGGGGCGCUGUCGCCGGUGGGACCGCUCAUCCAGAGCCAGGAGCCCGUGCACUACCACGGCGCCGUCGUCCUCUACAAAGUCGUCGACGAGCAUCCCUCUUUAUCUUUUCGGGUCUACGUGGCUACAAACAACGACUCCUUUAUAAAGGAUAUCUCAAGAGCCGUAAAACAUUCAAAUAAGAAAUUCAUUAAAAUCGACAAGCCCCCUGUAUGCCAAAAAUUACUACAGAAAGGAAAGAGAUAUAGAUUAGUUUGUGAGCCAGAAGCUGAAAUAACUCCCGAGGAAAUUGAAUUUGUUGACGGCUCUCUCUUGAAACUUAAAAGUUACAUCGAAGUCUAUUUGGAGAAACCUGAUGACUUCACCUUGUCUUUGGUUGAGCUGGAGUCCGACGCGACCGUCUGGAAAGCAAAACUAAGAGAGAGUGACUGGAUACAUUACGACCAGAACAAAAACGAGCAGAAAAGAAGCGCAGGCAGUGUCAAAAAACGGAAGCCAACCCUCAGCAUUUUGGAAGAAGACGAGCUCUGUAGCAAAAAGCAAAAGACCAACAGUACUGCAGACGGAGCCGAAACAAAAAAGUUAACCGACCAACAGCUGAUGGUGAUCGCGAAGUUGUUUGGGAGGCAGUGGCGAGAAAUUGCCAUCGAGUGUCUUCAGAUGGAAAUGAAAGACAUUGAGCAGAUCCGGGCAGCCGAGGAAGAGGUUAACAUGCAAAAAUUUCUGGUGUUAAGCAAGUGGAGAGACAAAGAACAAGGCAACGGAACGGCAGAAGCUUUGUACAGAAGCCUCCAUGAAAAAGCAUCCUAUGAGAUCCUGCAAGCCCUACAAGGUUUCUCGGCUCAGUGCAGCUAG